GAGCUCUUGGCCCUGUUGCUGGUUUGGAUAGUUCUGGCUGAUAGGCAGGCAGUGUCAGGAAAGGAGGGGGCUGCUCUCUCCUUGAUGCAGGGGUAAAGCCUGUAGGCUUAGCGAGCAGAGCCAAGGCCACACCUCCUGUGGGCCUGAGGAGCUUUCCCAGGAGAAAACACCUGGAAACGGCCCUGAACAGCAGUUCCUUCUGCAGGAAGAGAGGCAACAGUGGCGUCUUCAGGCAAGUCUGAUGAACCUAGCCAAGGAAACAGUGCAAAAGAAACGGAAAGCAAACGCUGGUCUCAAAACACAUCGGGCAGUGGGGCUUUUGCCAAAGCUAGCACACAGGAAGCUCCUGGUCCCACACAAACUGAUCUGUAGCCUGUCACGUUCUCCGCAGUGUAGGAAAGGUGCUAGCUAACUCUUGUGGCGCUGGAAGCUUGAGGCACAAGUGUUAGGCACCCAGGGCAAGCUAUAGACCACGGUUCUGAUUUUCAGAGAAAAUGGAUGCAUCAGUAAGACAUCAGGCAGCUUCGCGGAGUUGCUGGGCAGGAUGCACAACUAAGCUGAGGAGACAGGAGCAAAGGCAGGGAGAGCACUCCCAAACCAAAAUGAUCCAACCUGUAGUCACCAGCGCUAGCCCUUGAAACUACAGCUGCAGCCACUGUCCCUGCCACUUCUGCACAGUAGAUGUUGUGAGUGAUGCCUAGCCUCUACUAGGAAGGAUAAAAUCCCUGCACCAGGGCAUCGCUGCCUCCAACGGCCCAGGCAGGUCUUGGGGACCAGUCCUAGGUCCCAGGCUGGCACAGUAGGUGCAAGAAGUCUUGGGGAAAGUUCCUGCCAGACAAGAGAAGCGCUUUCCAAACACAGAAGACAAAUUCUCAGACUCAGAAGCAAAACAACCAACAGAGAGCCUGCAGAGGGAGAUGAUAGAAAAGACUGCAUCUUACAGCUGCGCCACCAGGGGGCGCGCCGAACGGGGAAACUCUUACACUUAGGCAGUAUCUAGAGCCUAGUGGCUUAUGAGUUCUGAGAUAACCCCUUUCCCCGAGGUAAAUAAAAUUCCCUGGGCUUUUGUUGCGCAAAGAGCAGGAACUCUUGUUUCUAGAAUGUCGUAAGUAAAACCCUUAUUUAGAUAUCAAUCUAUUGCUGUGACAUUUGCCUCAAAGUAGUGACAGUGGUGAAUGGAUGAGAAAAUCCAGAGGCCGUGUAUGGUACACGCAAUACUGUUUUGUCUGUGUUAACGUAAGUAUGAAUUCUUCAACAGCAAACUUUUCAAGAAAUGAAGGGUCCUGAACGGACUUGUUAACAGCAAGCCAGGAUGCUCAGGUUUUCUUACUGGGUCAGUCUUAGGAUGUCCAAACCUCAGGCGUCAUGGACUCGCCAUCAGACUCCAAUCCAGGAGGGCUGUAACAGGGAAACUCAUUUUAUGACUAAAUAGUAUUUAAAUAAAAUAGAAGACCCAGGCAGCUAAGCCUUGGAACCACAACUGUCACUCAGAUCUCCAGCUGGCGAGUCCAGAUGGUCAGGAAAGAGUCCUGAGACCCAGGCCUGGUUGAUGUGAUGGCCUAUCGAAGGCAGAAGGGCACGCAAGACCGACAACAACACGACCAUAGGUGCAUCUUUACCAUAAUGAACACCCCCCCCCCCGAAGCUCUUCUCUCCCCAGAAAAGGGUUUGGGUGCGACAUAAGAGGCUCCGGGUCAUUUGUUUGACCGUCAAGUACCAGUGCGGCUCUGCAACCUUAACUACUUCACUUCUCCAAGGAAACAAGUGCUCAGGGUAGGCGAGAUGGCACAGCAGGCAAAGGCAAUUGCCACCAAAUGCGACAAAAUCCCAUCUAAAAAUUCUAUACUGAGACCCACGUGGCAGGAGUGAGCCUCCUGAAACUUGUGACCUCCGCGCGUGUCUGUUUCUGUCACACGCGCGCGCGCGCGCGCGCGCACACACACCCUACACUGGCUGAGAUUGGGGAAGAGGAGGGAAGGGAGGAGCAGAGGGAAGGGAAGAGAGAGGAAGGGAGGUUGUAAUAGUACAAAAAAAAAAAACAAAAAAAAAAAAAACAAAAACAAAAACCAGAAAACAAAAAAACCAAGCUCUCAAGAGCAGCACUGCCACCGAGGAUCAGUCCCUGGGACCACCGAGGCUCCCGACCUGGCGGAAGUACUUCCUCCCCCAUCCAUGAUGGCGGGAGGGCGGGGCGGGGUUGGCAGGCGGAAGCGGCCGGCGGAUCCCUGGUUUAGCACCAUGGCGGCGGCUACCGCCUCCUCCGCGCUGAAGCGGCUGGAUUUGCGCGAUCCCAACGCACUCUUUGAGACUCAUGGAGCGGAGGAAAUCCGCGGGCUGGAGCGCCAGGUUCGAGCCGAGAUCGAGCACAAGAAGGAGGAGCUGCGGCAGAUGGUGGGCGAGCGGUACCGCGACCUAAUCGAGGCGGCGGACACCAUUGGCCAGAUGCGCCGCUGCGCGGAGGGGCUGGUGGACGCCGUGCAGGCCACCGAUCAAUACUGUGCCCGCCUCCGCCAGGCUGGCUCCGCGGCGUCCCGGGUCCCACGGGCCCCGCAGCCACAUCCCCCGUCCGAGAAGUUCUACAGCAUGGCCGCCCAGAUUAAGCUGCUGCUGGAGAUCCCAGAGAAGAUCUGGAGCUGCAUGGAAGCCUCUCAGCACCUCCAGGCCACACAGCUCUACCUGCUGUGCUGCCACCUGCAUAGCCUGCUGCAGCUGGACUCCUCUAGCUCCAGAUACAGCCCCAUCCUCUCGAGAUUUCCCAUACUCGUCCGCCAGGUGGCAGCAGCCAGCCACUUCCGGUCAACUAUUUUGCACGAAAGCAAGAUGCUGCUCAAGUGCCAGGCUGUGUCGGACCAGGCUGUGGCUGAGGCUCUCUGCUCCAUAAUGCUCUUGGAGGAGAGCUCUCCCCGGCAAGCCCUCACAGACUUCCUGUUGGCCAGAAAGGCAACUAUUCAGACACUCCUGAACCAGCCUCAUCACGGUGCUGGCAUCAAGGCCCAGAUAUGCUCUUUGGUGGAGCUGCUGGCUACCACUCUGAACCAAGCACAUGCCCUUUUCUACACGCUGCCAGAAGGUGUGCUACCCGACCCCUCCCUGCCCUGUGGCUUGCUCUUCUCUACCCUGGAGACGGUCACAAGGCAGCAUCCCACUGGAAAGGGCAUCAGUGCCCUACAAGGGGAGAUGAAGCUGUGCAGCUGGUUCAGACACCUGCCAGCCUCCGUUACCGAGUUCCAGCCAGCACUGCGAACCCUCGCACAUCCCAUCAGCCAGGAGUACCUGAAGGGCACGCUGCGGAAGUGGAUCGACAUGUGCAGUGAAGACAUUAAAAAUGGGAUCGGCAAUCUGCUUAUGUACGUGAAGAGCAUGAAAGGUCUGGCAGGCAUCAGAGACGCCAUAUGGGAUUUGCUUACCAACGAGUCUGCCAGCCACAGCUGGGAGGUGGUGUGUCAGCGGCUUCUGGAGAAGCCGCUCUUGUUCUGGGAGGACCUGAUGCAGCAGCUCUUCCUGGAUCGGUUACAGACGCUGACCAGAGAAGGCUUUGACUCCAUCUCCAGCAGCUCCAAAGAGCUCCUAGUCUCAGCUUUGCAGGAACUGGAGGCCAACAACUCCACAUCGAAUAAGCAUGUCCACUUUGAGCAGAACAUGUCUCUCUACCUCUGGUCCGAGAGCCCCAACGACCUGCCUUCUGAUGCUGCCUGGGUCAGCGUAGCAAAUCGGGCUCAGUUUGCCAACAGUGGCCUCUCCAUGAAAGCCCAAGCAAUCAGCCCUUGUGUCCAGAACUUCUGUUCGGCCCUGGAUUCGAAGCUGAAGGUUAAACUGGACGACCUCCUCGCCUACCUUCCCUCCAGUGACACCCCAUUGCUCAAGGACACCACCCACACACACCAGGCAAAGACCUCCGCGUUUGAUAGGUAUGCAGACGCUGGGACUGUGCAGGACAUGCUGCGCACACAGUCCGUGGCCUGCAUCAAGUCCGUUGUGGGCUGCAUCCAGGCAGAGCUUCGAGUCAUUGAAGAAGUCACACAAGACCAAAAGGAUGUCCUUCACAGCACCAAGCUGCAUGCAGUUCUCUUCAUGGCCAGACUCUGCCAGUCCCUGGGAGAACUGUGCCCUCACCUAAAGCAGUGUAUUGUGGGAAAGUGUGGGGGUUCCGAAAAGCCUGCAAGGGAGGUGAGGGCUCUGAAAAAGCAGGGAAAGGGGAAAGCUCAAGAUGUCCUCCCCGUGCAGGCCCAGUGGCAGGAAGUGAAGGAAGUCCUGCUCCAGCAGAGCGUGAUGGCCUACCGGGUCUGGAGCGCAGCACUCGUGAAAGUUCUCAUUUGUGGAUUCACCCAAUCAUUGCUUUUAAGUGAUGCUGGUUCAGUCCUGGCUACUGCCACCAGUUGGGAUGAACUAGAAAUUCAAGAGGAGACAGAGUCUGGUAGCAGUGUCACAUCAAAGAUCCGCCUCCCCACGCAGCCGUCCUGGUACGUACAGUCCUUCCUGUUCAGCUUAUGCCAGGAAGUUAAUCGGGUUGGAGGCCAUGCCUUGCCAAAGAUUACCCUACAGGAGAUGCUGAAGACCUGCAUGGCCCAAGUCAUCGCCGCCUAUGAGCAGCUCACAGAGGAAAACCAGAUAAAGAAAGAAGGGACAUUUCCAAUGACCCAGAACCGAGCCCUGCAGCUCCUCUAUGACCUACGCUACCUCAACAUUGUUCUGACCAGCAAGGGGGAGGAGGUGAAGAGCAGCCGGAGCAAGUCCGACUCCAGAAUAGAGAAGAUGGCUGACAGGCUGGAGGCCCUCAUUGACCCUUUUGACCUGGAUGUUUUCACACCGCAUCUCAACAGCAACCUCAAUCGCCUGGUGCAGCGAACUUCAGUUCUAUUUGGGUUGGUGACUGGUACAGAGAAUCAGUUCGCCUCCCGGAGCAGCACGUUCAACUCCCAGGAACCCCAUAACAUACUGCCACUGGCCUCCAGUCAGAUCAGGUUUGGACUCCUUCCACUGAGCAUGACAAGCACAAGAAAGGCCAGGGCAACCGGUCGGGGCAUCGAAAGCCAAACCCAGGACGCCAUCCAUUAGGCCUGCCGGAGCCCUCCUGGGUAUUUCUGGGUUGUGUUGUGUACAUGUGUGCUUGACAGCGACAGCUUCGCUUCUCAUAGCACUGUUUGCCUUACUGUUAGAAUUCCAGUAAAGUAUCCUUUCCCACAUUCCUUGCCAACAAACCCAGUAAGAUCCUGAGUCCUCAGCAAACAUCUGUUUUUAAAAUCUGGAAAACAGUCCUGAAAGAAAAAAAAAAACUACUUUCUGAACUCUGGGCUUCAUGACAGUAGUUCCCAUGUCACGGGGCCAGCCCUUCCAUGCUGUGGCCCUCAGAGGAGCAGGCCAUGGAAGGCACUGCAUGUUCACUCCCCUCCUGGCAUGGGCCUCCUUCACACUGCAACUGUGUCACAUAGUAACCUGCUCUGGUCCAGUGUGUCCCUGUCAGAUCCUCCUCUCUAGAGCCAUCCCCACUCCUCAGCGCUGUUGCCUGUGCUGUGUGGCCUCUGAGUGGGGUGCAGUGAAGGGGACAGGCAGGAGGCUAUGGGUGGACGCUUAAGGCACUUCCUCUUCUUCUAACGGCAGGUUGGCCCCCCGGCACUCUCCAGAGUAGGUGACCCAACGGCGCAUCCUGGCUCUCUAUUCAGACAGCUUGCAAGUGAGGAAGACGGCUCACCUGCACCUUCAUUGUUCAAGCUCGCCUGGCUCUCUAGUAUGACCAAGUAGCAUGGAACAACGCCCAGGCUCUAAAUAAACCCUACCGCACUGUUUGUCCUA
Molecule: messenger RNA, 5790 nt
Organism: Rattus norvegicus (Norway rat)
Lineage: Eukaryota; Metazoa; Chordata; Mammalia; Rodentia; Muridae
Source: RefSeq, a predicted model, not a curated record